AUGGAUUCUGCACCAGAGACUCCUGUUCACACGGCCGAGGUUGAGAACGAGCAACAAACGGCUCAAGGAACAUCCAGUCCAUAUCCAUCCCAUCCGAUUGUCCAACUUCAAGGCCCAUUUGAAGAAUCAAUUGUGGAAACGACUGAUGGUUCAAGAACUAAUUGGGUCGUUGACAUUGACGCGCAGAAACGGCGGCGCGAUCUAUUAGAAAACCCUCAAUACGAGCGGCUUUGUGGGCGAAAAUGGCGCCAAAGGGCCUCUGAAAAAUAUCAUCCGUUUUGGAAAUUAAUUUCCCAAAUGGUCUUCGGAGUACACCUCCUAGCCAAGAACCUGGCGAAAUCCGAAGGCUCAGUCAUGAGGAUUCUACAGAAACACGUGAAUGAGCUGGAUGGCUUUUUGGAAAGGACCACUGAAGACUUUUUGAUCAUCCGACUAGACGUUCGCACUCGAAUUCAGUAUCUCAAUCUACCGCUGGGAAACCUCGAUGUCUUCGAUGAGAUGCUCCAAGACCGGAAUUUCCGGCUAUCAGUUGUAGCCUAUAAUGAUCAGAUCGAACAUUCCAUUGAAAGGUUCUCCCUUGCCAUCACGGACUCACUUAAAGACCUACAAAAGGCAAAGGAGGCCAUGGGAGCGCUGUGGUUCUACUUCCGGGAACUUACAGAAGAGGGUUGCUUCGAGUCCGAGAGCCUCAAGGCUUUCCAUCAGGCCAUGAUGGACAAUAUGGAGGGCUGGAUUGUCGCCAUAUCAAAACUUCGUCGACAGGGUAGGGCCCUUAACAAGGCCAUGGGCCAACUUGGCCUGGCGACUACACAAAUGCAACGACGAGUGGGAGUAGCGAGUAGAAAGGAUGUGCGAUCGUUUAUCAAACAAACUAGCAAGACUGCAAGUCGAAGCAAGUCAAUUACACAAAUGCUCUUUAAUAAAGAACGACCCGUAUCAGAAAAACCUCUCCCUCGGGAUCCAUUAUCGAAGCCAAAGAGGACACCGACGGCUUCCAAGCAGUUGGAUACUCCCGCCCCAAUUGAAGAUAAACCCGACAACCCUGCAGACCAAUCUGUCCCAAGCGAUGGCAUUCGGCGCAAGAUUAUGAGUCGGGCCAAAUCAUGCAGUGCUCUUAUAGCAGAAGCCGGCGCCGGCGCCGGCAACGAACCACCUCCCCUUCCAUCGACACCCGGAAAACUCAAACAUAGGCUCUCAAAGCCUUUCUUACUCAAGCGAUCCACCAGCGAGAAAGUCGACUUGGCACAAGUCCGACCGAAAACAGCACCUUCACAACCUUCACAACCCUCACGACCCUCACGCAGCAUCUCCAUAGAACAACUCCGGGCAUUCUGCACCACUCCGCGCCCCCGGACCGGUCAAUCUACAGUCGAAUCGCCCACGAAAGCGCGACAGCAGGCCCACAACCAACUAACAAAUGGCCGAGAGACAAUGAAGGAUCAGAUAUCUCAGUUCCUCAAGACGGACCGGGUGGUCGAAGCCUGGGAUAGCGUGUCUAAGACCGCGUGCUGUACUCGCCCGAUUGUGAAGACGAAAGACUGGCCCAGCAGCAUCUUCCGAGCCAAGUCAUCUUCUACCACCCUACAAAACAAGGGCAACGACACAAGCCUCUCCGGGCCGGACCUGGACAGACAGAUGUCCUGGGUACAAGAGACAUUCGACGUAUUACCUACAUACUCGUUCAAACCGAAGUUUGACAUGUCACCCCGGAUCCAUGUCGUAUCAGUGCAUAUGACCCUGGAUGAGGACGCUAAUGGGGUGGCUGAGAGAGAGGCGAGUUUGGAUCUGAGAAGUGAAGUCGGGUCGAGUAUCACCGCGUUGCCGGCUGUGCCGACGCCCAUUCCACCGAUUGCGUUGGAGCAUCGAUCUAGAUUGAUCGACUGUGCUUAA
Messenger RNA from Penicillium griseofulvum, 1890 nucleotides. RefSeq lists its product as uncharacterized. Bases 1 to 1890 code for a protein of 629 amino acids. The record is from RefSeq and is a predicted model, not a curated record. NCBI's taxonomy places the organism in Eukaryota, Fungi, Ascomycota, Eurotiomycetes, Eurotiales, Aspergillaceae. The transcript has 4 exons.